Molecule: messenger RNA, 1329 nt
Organism: Aspergillus melleus
Lineage: Eukaryota; Fungi; Ascomycota; Eurotiomycetes; Eurotiales; Aspergillaceae
Product: GNAT family N-acetyltransferase
Exons: 2
Coding region: 1-1329 (442 amino acids)
Biological process (GO): siderophore biosynthetic process
Source: RefSeq, a predicted model, not a curated record
AUGAAUGAAAAAGCGUCCUAUCCGUGGGUGAAGCUUCCCCAUCCCUACCUCACUACCUACAAGAUUCACGUCGUUUCCGAAUCCACACCGCGCGUGCUUCAACUUCAGUUACAUAACUCUCAGGCUGGACAGGCCCUGCCAGAGCCACUACAUAACACUACCUUGACCUUCACAGACCUUUCCUAUAACGAAUUCGCCCAGAACAUCCCCGCCGCAGAUAACAGCCCCUGGGCUCGCAGUCAGAGGGCGCCAGGGACUUCCUUCAGAUGGACGGAUCCAAUGCCACCCACGUUGGGACAGUUCUGGAACGCCAUCCACGCUAUUUUUCUCACUCAUCCGCAGAAUGAGAUCGUGCGUCUAGACUUGUUUGGUCACGGGAAGGAGGUGGUGCGCGAAGAAUGCCUUCGUACCGGGCUGGCCCUCCCAUUUCCUGCGCCGCGCACUCCCUUCGGCACAGAGAACAGUGAAUCAGGGUUAGAUACAAUGAUUCUCUUGCGGUCGGCGUUCUGGCAGGGAGCCGGUUCGCCGCUGGGUCCGCGGCCGAUCUGGGCCGUUGAUCAGGGCAUCCACGGCCUGAUGCGCCGUUCGGUCAACCAGUACCCCUCACUGGCCCAGAAUUAUGAGUUUUCCAUGAAGUUUCCUGACGAGCGCGUCUAUGCUCGGCAUCCCGUUCGCCCCCAGAAACCCACCCCUGCGUCCUUGGUCUACAGUCGCUAUAUCCCGCAUAUCGACCAACAUUUCUCACUGAUGGUGGUGGAUUGGCAGAAUGAGGAGCACCUGCGACUGUUCAACAAAUGGCAAAAUGAUCCGCGAGUGGCUAAGGGCUGGAACGAGACGGGCACCCUGGAUGAACACCGCGAGUACCUGCGGCGGCUUCACGAAGACAAGCAUGUUCUGUGUCUGUUCGGACGGUUCGAUGACGCGCCAUUCUCGUAUUUCGAAGUGUACUGGGCAAAGGAGGACCACUACGGAGCGCAUUAUGACGCGGGCGACUACGAUCGAGGCCGACAUUCUCUGGUGGGAGAGCACAGCGUUCGGGGAGCAUACCGGGUAAACGCCUGGUGGGCCAGCGUGAUCCAUUAUAUUUUCCUUGACGAGCCACGCACGACAUGCGUCGUAGGAGAGCCCAAAGCGACUAACUCUACUGUCCUCUCCUACGAGAAUGCCCACGGACUCACGAUCCAAAAAUACGUCGACCUGGGCCACAAGCGGUCGGUUCAUGUUUACUGCAGUCGGGAGAAAUGGUUCCAGCUGUGUCCGCUCUUCUGGGACGGGCGCGAGAGGCCUUUGGAGAGCUCGGAUCGGACGGCGUGGGACGCGAAGCUUUAG